GAUUUUGUCAUCGGGAAUAUGUGCAUGCAGUAGCUUUUUUUUGCUAGUAUUUAUAUGUAAUUCUCAAAUCCACGGCGCAGAGCUGAAUGAGAUGAGCCUACUGGGUGGCUAUAAGAAAAAGACCUGCAGUUACGAUGGCUAUGAAUCUUUACAGUUGGUCGAUAGCAGCGGUAACUUCAAUAACGGGGGAGGGAGAGGCAGCGGAAUCGGCGGCGGCUCGGUAGCAGCAACCCUAGGAGGACCGAAGGCAGGCCCACUGCGCGAGGACGACUGCAGCACCAUGGACAGCUCAGGUCCUCCAUCUCCAGAUAUGGAUGCCAACUAUGGCGGAGGGCUGCUGGAUAUGGUGAAAGGCGGAGCCGGCAAGUUCUUCAGCAACUUCAAGGACAACCUGAAGGACACACUCAAAGACACCUCCACUAAAGUCAUGCACCAGGUGGCCACGUACACAAAGGGAGAGCUGGACAUUGCCUACAUCACAUCACGAAUCAUAGUGAUGUCAUAUCCUGCGGAGGCGUUGCAGAUCGGCAACCAGAACCAUGUGGAGGACAUCCGCUCUUUCCUGGACUCACGGCACGCAGACCACUACACCGUCUUCAACCUGUCACAGCGCAACUAUCGAGGCGCCAAGUUCUCCAACCGGGUCUCGGAGUGUAACUGGCCGUCCCGCCAGGCUCCAAGCCUGCACAAUCUGUUUGCGGUGUGUAAGAACAUGCACAACUGGCUCAAACAGAACCCCAAGAAUGUGUGUGUCAUCACCUGCUCGGAUGGGCGUGCUCCCUCGGGUGUGCUGGUCUGUGCCAUGUUCUGCUUUUGCCACCUCUUCAGCAACCCAGUGCCCGCCAUGCAGCUACUCAGCGCCAAGAGACCCGGCUCAGGCCUCUGGCCCUCACACCGGAGGUACAUAGGCUAUGUGUGCAGUAUGGUAUCAGAGAAGCCCUCCCUGCCACACUCAAAGCCCCUGGUGGUCAAGGCGGUCACCAUGAGUCCAGUACCCUGCUUCAACAAACAACGCAUCGGCUGCAGACCUUUCUGUGAGGUCCUCAUAGGGGAGACUAAGAUCUUUUCUACAGCACAGGACUAUGAGAGGAUGCGAGAGCACAGGGUCCAGGAUGGGAAGGUGGUCUUCCCUCUAGGUGUCAAUGUCCAGGGUGAUGUGGUCAUCUCUGUCUAUCAUAUGAGGAACACCAUAGGAGGACGACUGCAGGCCAAGGUGUCCAACACUCAGAUACUCCAGAUCCAGUUCCACACAGGCUUCAUCGCUCCAGGGACAACCGUGUUAAAGUUUACAAAGCCGGAGCUGGAUGCGUGUGACUCUCCAGAGAAGUACCCCCAACUGUUCCAUGUGCUGGUGGACAUUGAGGUGGAGGGUACAGACAAGCAGAAGGACCUGACCCCUCCCUGGGAACAGUUCCCUAAUAAAGACCUGAUCCCCAACGUGCUGUUCUCAUGUCACCAAGAGCACCAGGACGCCCUCGCCAUCGCAGAGCCGAGCCGGUCCCACAGUGGUUCAGAUGGUCGCCCUCACGGGGAGGACAGUGAGCCGUCUGAUGAUGAAAUGCUGUCCCUGUCCAGCCAGCAGAGCAACGUUAGCGGAGAGAGACAUGGAGGGGCCCAGGCUGGCCCCAGGGCCCCCAAGAGACCAGAGCAGCCUCAGGCCCACGCCACUGCUCCUCCUCCCCCAGAAGAGAUGGACCUCCUGGGCCUGGAUGGUGCUGCUGUGAACCCCCCCUGCCCCAAACCCCAGCCCCCCACCACCAACACCACCACGGACCUCCUGGGGGAUCUGUUCGGAGCCUCCCCCCAGCCCCCGCCUGGAAGUGGGCCCGCCUCGGCCCAGUCCACCCCCCAGAAAAUAGCCCCUCCCUCCACCUCCCCUUGCCCCUCCCCAGCGUUCGACCCAUUUGGGGCGGGUCCGAUGCCCAAGCCCCAGGAGCUGAUGGGUUCCUUCCGGGGUCCAGCAGGUAACCUUGGUAACCGGGGGCUGCCUGCCCCCCUCCUGCAUGCAGCUCGCUCUCCGUCCCCCACUAUGCAGAACACUGGCAAGGGACGGAGCUCCCCAGUCCCGCCCACCACCCCUGUGGUCACCAUUCAGCAGCCUCCCAACGCCAUGGGAGGAUGGGACUGGAACAAGUCUGCAGCUCCAGGAGGGGGGUUCAGUAUGGGCAGUAAGUCAGCCAGUACCAGUCCUACCGGGUCAGUCCACAGCACCCCCACACACCAGGCCAAACCCAAGACCCUGGACCCCUUCGCUGAUAUUGGAAACCUGGGGGGCAGUCUGGGAGGAGGCUCUGGCUUCUCCAGUAAGCCUACCACCCCUACAGGCACCACCCCUGCCUUCCCACCCACGGGCUCCCCCUCACGGCCUCCUCCCUCGCCCCAGCACGGUGGGGGCUGGCAGGCUAACACAGGCUUCCCCUCCUGGCAGCCCGGUGGUGGAGGGCAGGCAGGGUGGCAGCCCCAACCCCAGGGUCAGGGUGGCCCGCCCUCCCAGGCCAAACCCAGCCCCAGCCACUCCAUGCCGCACACCUCCCCCUCCAACAGACCCAACUACAACAUCAGCUUCUCUGCCAUGGGAGGAGGGGCUGCUCCCAAUGCAGCCGGGAAACCACAGCCCAACAUGGGUACCAAGCCCAAAGUUGCAACGGCUAACUUCGAUGACCUGCUGUCUGGCCAAGGCUUUGCUGGAGCCAAAAAGAAGGAAGGUCCCAGGACAAUAGCAGAGAUGAGGAAGGAGGAGAUGGCUAAAGAGAUGGACCCCGAGAAACUCAAGAUUCUGGAUUGGAUCGAGGGCAAGGAGCGUAACAUCCGGGCCUUGCUGUCCACCAUGCACACAGUGCUCUGGGAGGGGGAGACCCGCUGGAAGCCUGUAGGCAUGGCUGACCUGGUGACCCCAGAGCAGGUCAAGAAGGUUUACCGCAAAGCCGUGCUGGUGGUCCAUCCAGACAAGGCCACGGGACAGCCCUAUGAACAAUAUGCCAAGAUGAUUUUCAUGGAGCUGAAUGACGCCUGGUCAGAAUUUGACAGCCAAGGACAAAAAGCACUCUACUGAGCUGAUAGAAAACGAGAGAGAGAAAGCGAGACUGAGUUCCUGCCCACCCACCCCUGACCCCUCCGUGAACAGUAAUCAAGCUCCCACCAGAUGUGUGACUCCCGCCUCCUUCUCUUCUCUUUACUGUCCCGUGGACUCCAUAGAGACUUCAGUAGCCAGACUAACAGUGUAAUAACCGUGUCAGAAAAAGAUCUGCCUACCCACCUAUCUUAUGUAUCUGGUGGCAGCACUGUCCAACAAGAACUGUUCAAUGCUGUCCUACGUGUCCUAGUCCUGAACCAAGCAACGCAGAGUCAUCCAGCUGUCUAUGGAGACACAUCACCAAAUAGUGAUACUGUCCACCUAAUACACCGGACACGGGUGAUAAUGACAUACCUGUAGUCACAGUGUGGUUAGUCACAGGUGCUGUGUAACAGCCAGGAUAUGACUGUAUGAACUAUAAUCGCCAAGGAAGAUGUUAACAAUGUUUUACUGUCAAAUAACAACAAAAGAGACUCGGUGUUUCAAAAAAGCACAACUGGCUGGUUCUUGUGUUUACUUAUCCUCCCGUCUUAGAAAGGUGCAGUACGUCUUUAGGUUAGUCUGGUGACUCGUUUGCAGCCUAUAGUCACUCGAAAGGUACUCAUUCUCAUCUCUACAGUCACUGUCCGGUGUCUACAGUCUCGUAGGAACCAGGAUGUAAAAUAUAUCAUACAAUAAUUCCAUAUCACACUACUGUACUUAUCUAAGAACCAACCUGCUGCUGCUAGUGUUUUAUCAGGCUUAUCAACACCAUUAGUAGUGUAUUUACUUUUAAUGAUGUUAACUUAUUUACUUGUACUAUCGGAUGUUUGUGUCAUACUGUGAGGCUUAUUUCUAUUUUGAUCCCUCGCAAAGAAGAACUGGUGUUUUAUUUUGGAGAAUGUUUAGUAAAAUACAGUAGGGUCCUCUCCUAUCCCUCUGCUGUCUCUCUCGGAAGCCUCUGCUAUUGAAUCACGAGCGAUAUGACGUUUUAACCGAAGGGCACACGUCGCUGAUGCCGUUUUGCAGAUGGGUGUCUGAAUAUGGUAUCUGAUGUAUGACAAAUAACCCAUUAAGCAAUUUUAUGUACAUGUGCAUCUGCUUUAGUAAGAGGUCCCCCCCCCCCCCCCC
Molecule: messenger RNA, 4183 nt
Organism: Salvelinus namaycush (lake trout)
Lineage: Eukaryota; Metazoa; Chordata; Actinopteri; Salmoniformes; Salmonidae
Product: putative tyrosine-protein phosphatase auxilin
Exons: 18
Coding region: 92-3052 (986 amino acids)
Biological process (GO): clathrin-dependent endocytosis; synaptic vesicle uncoating
Cellular component (GO): vesicle; intracellular membrane-bounded organelle; cytoplasm
Molecular function (GO): clathrin binding
Source: RefSeq, a predicted model, not a curated record